AUGACCGACUCUACCACGACAAAGCCUCCUACGGAGCCCUCCGAGCCCAAGCCUACAGAGAGCGAGACAGAGCCGACGAGGAAUUCUGAUGGCCCGGAAGCAGACUCUGAGAAUAAGGAACCUUCCACAACAGACACCAAGUCGACCGUCGUCGGCAUGGCAAGUAGCGCGGCAAGCACUGCCUCCGCCGCAGCUUCAGGAGUGAAAGACUCGAUGUUCUCGAUGUUUGGUGGUGGUGUAAAAAAGGAGAAGAAGGUCGAAGAAGAGGACGAAGAAGCUAAAAAUGAGCCUAGUGGAAGCUCCAAGGCGCAAAAGAAAGACGCUGAUGCUGAAGAGGAAGUCGAGCAAGCCGAAGAUGUCCACUUCGAACCUGUUGUGCACCUCACUGAGAAAGUCGAGACUAAAACCCACGAAGAGGCAGAAGACCAAACUUUCAAGAUGCGAGCGAAACUGUUCAAAUUCGACCGAGAUACAAGAGAAUGGAAAGAACGAGGCACAGGGGAUGUGCGACUACUGAAACAUAAGGAGAACCAGAAGACUAGGCUGGUCAUGCGAAGAGACAAGACGCUCAAGGUCUGCGCCAAUCAUUACGUGACUCCGGAUAUGAAGUUGUCGCCAAACGUUGGGAGUGAUCGAAGCUGGGUCUGGAAUGUCAGUGCGGAUGUCAGCGAAGGCGAACCUGAGGCCCAGACGCUCGCUAUUCGGUUUGCCAACAGUGAGAAUGCAAAUUUGUUCAAGGAGGGAUUCAUUAAGGCACAGCAGGACAACGAGAAGCUAUUCACCAAGGAGUAG
This is a messenger RNA of Endocarpon pusillum Z07020, 792 nucleotides long. RefSeq names its product Ran-specific GTPase-activating protein 1. The coding region runs from base 1 to 792 and encodes 263 amino acids. Gene Ontology annotation, molecular function: GTPase activator activity. The transcript has 4 exons. Lineage: Eukaryota; Fungi; Ascomycota; Eurotiomycetes; Verrucariales; Verrucariaceae. Gene Ontology annotation, cellular component: cytoplasm; nuclear pore. The record is from RefSeq and is a predicted model, not a curated record. Gene Ontology annotation, biological process: nucleocytoplasmic transport.